Haplochromis burtoni (Burton's mouthbrooder) is the source of this 9183-nucleotide messenger RNA. It is a transcript of the gene ghra, whose product is annotated as growth hormone receptor a. Gene Ontology annotation, cellular component: membrane. Gene Ontology annotation, molecular function: cytokine receptor activity; protein binding. The transcript has 10 exons. NCBI's taxonomy places the organism in Eukaryota, Metazoa, Chordata, Actinopteri, Cichliformes, Cichlidae. Bases 189 to 2141 code for a protein of 650 amino acids. The record is from RefSeq and is a predicted model, not a curated record.
GGGGGUUGAGGACGCAGGCCUUAAAUGUUUACCAAGGGACCCCAAGAGGCCUGGGUUUAGCCUCCCUCUCUUCUGAUUGGCUUAGACAACUCUUCCUGUCAGCCUGUGAGUUUGUAAUUGGGUGAGAGAGGAAGAAAAACGGGGGACAGGCUUGCACAAGAUGGAGAAGAAGCACCAGCCUUGCCAGGAUGUCCACAGAUGCUUCCAGAUGUGAAAGGGUGAGACUAAACAUCAUGGCUCUCUCACUCGCCUCUAAUCUCCUGAUUCUUCUCAUUCUUUCCUCCCUGGAUUGGCUGCCCUCUCCAGGAUCUACAUUUCUCACAGACUGGGACCACACGACAUCAUCAGCUCUCAUUGAGCCUCAUUUUACUGAGUGUAUAUCAAGGGACCAGGAGACGUUCCGCUGCUGGUGGAGUCCUGGCACCUUCCACAACCUCUCCUCCCCUGGAGCACUCCGAGUCUUCUACCUUAAAAAAGAGUCUCCUACAAGCCAGUGGAAGGAGUGUCCCGAGUAUAUCCAUUCAAAUAGGGAAUGUUUCUUUGAUGCACAUCACACAUCCAUAUGGAUCACUUACUGCAUGCAGCUUCGCACUCAAAACAACAUCACCUAUUUCAAUGAAGAUGACUGUUUCAGGGUGGAGAAUAUUGUACGUCCUGACCCGCCAGUGUCUUUAAACUGGACCCUGCUGACUAUAAGUCCUUCCAGGCUAAAUUAUGAUGUCAUGGUUAACUGGGAGUCCCCACCUACUGCUGAUGUUAGGUUGGGAUGGAUGCGUUUGGAGUAUGAGUUGCAGUACAGAGAGGGAAAUACCACAAACUGGGAAGCAUUGGAGAUUCAGCCACACUCUCAUCAGACAAUCUACGGUCUGCACUUAGGAAAAGAAUAUGAAGUACACAUCCGCUGCAGGAUGCAGGUUUUCAUUAAAUUUGGCGAGUUCAGUGAAUCCAUCUUCAUUCAAGUGACUGAGAUUCCUAGCACAGAGUUUCCUGUCCAUCUCACACUGGUUUUUGUAUUUGGGACUGUGGGUAUCCUCAUACUCAUCAUGCUCAUAGUCAUCUCUCAGCAGAACCGAUUAAUGAUAUUUCUGCUGCCGCCUGUUCCUGCACCCAAAAUCAAAGGCAUCGAUUCAGAGCUAUUGAAGAAGGGGAAGCUGGAUGAGCUGAAUUUUAUGCUGAGUGGUGGAGGAAUGGAUGGCCUGCCCAUUUAUGCACCAGAUUUCUACCAAGAUGAGCCGUGGGUGGAGCUCAUGGAGGUCAGUGAGACAGAGGAUGUAGAUAGUGGAGAAAAGGAGGAUAACCGGGGCUCAGACACCCAGAAACUCCUGGGUCAGUCCCAACCUGUCAGUCAACACAUCAACAUAAGUUGCUCUAAUUCAAUCAGUGGUCCAGAUGCUGAGUCCGCCCAGGCCACCUGUUACAACACAGAUCUCCCUGAAGAAGAAACACUAAUGCUGAUGGCCACGCUUCUACCAGGACAACCUGAUGAAGAGGAAACCUCCCUUGAUACUGUAGAAAGAUCCUCAGCCUCUGAGACAGGUGAAAGACAGCUCAUCCAAACCCAAACCAGAGGGCCCCAGACCUGGGUCAACACAGACUUCUAUGCUCAGGUUAGCAAUGUUAUGCCCUCUGGUGGUGUGGUGUUGUCUCCUGGACAGCAACUCAGAAUCCAGGAGAGCAUCUCAGCCGCCGAGAAGGAGACAAAAAAGAAGCGGAAAGAGAGUGAAGACAGUGAGGAGUCUGAGGAACGGAAGCAAAAAGAGCCACAGUUUCAGCUGCUAGUAGUGGAUCCAGAAGGAAGUGCCUUCAGUACAGAGAGCAGUAUCCAGCAAAUCAGCACUCCUCCCUCUAGCUCUCCCAUGCCCGGUGAGGGGUACCACAUCAUACAUCCUCAGCCAGUGGAGCCCAGACCUGCAGCCACAACGGAGGUUAAUCAGUCGCCUUACAUUCUUCCUGACUCCCCCCAGUUUUUUGCUCCUGUUGCAGACUACACAGUGGUUCAGGAGUUAGACAGUCAUCACAGUCUGCUCCUUAACCUGCCUAGCCACCAGACCCCCCCUUCCUGCCUGCCACAGCACCCACUCAAGGCACCUAUGCCUGUGGGGUACAUUACCCCAGACCUGCUGGGAAACCUCUCACAAUGAAAUGACAAAGACAUCAGACCUUUACAUGUAAGGCUGAUUCACCAGGAAGUUACCCGCAGUCGUCCUAACCGAUACCCGUUGGAAACCAAGUAACUCCCAGCACACUGGGCGGCUGAGAUGUGUACGGGUGUCUAUUUUCAGAGGAUGCUGAAAGGCAGAUAUAAAAGGCUACAAGAUACUCUCUUAACUUCUUUGCAUCUGCUAAAGGCGUUCUUUCUUUUGAGGCAGCCAAAUAUUAACAUCAUAAACCAAAUGCACAGUUUGCUCUGUUUCGUCAGCAUCUCAUGCAUCCAUGCAUGAUUACAGUGAGCCAAGCAAACAUAAUAUCAAUGCUUAACUGCCUUGUGUUGCAUUGUAUCUCUGGCUUAUUGUGUCCAGAGCAAUGACACUGUUACAGUCUUAAUUUUACAGAGUGCUUUCAGUGCAUGACUGAUGGUGUGAGUUUUCACACCAAACAAAGGUCAUUGCUGGCGGUGAUGCUGUUUACCCCACGAGGUACUUUAUCAGUUUAUCAAUAGACCGUUCUUAUCUCAUCAUAUCAUAUUAGCACUUCACUAGAGAUAUAUUUUUUAUAAAAAAAAACAACCAAGUACACUGUUCAAUACCUAUCCAGAUUUAGCUUGCAUUCCAGUCUUCAUUUUAUCUAAAAGGUAGCUGUUCAUAUUUUCAGAGUAAGUAAUGGAAUUGAGGUCGUAUAAUGUCAAGCUAUGUUCCUCUUAACCUCUAGUUCAAUAGAAUGUUUAAUGCUUUAAACAAAUAGAAAAAAACAUCCAGCACGCGUAUACACACACAAGAGAUACCAAAGUCAGGGCAACAAACACCAACAGCAAAUUAAAGUUAGUCCAGUCACAGUUAUACCUCUUUCUUUUCGUGGAAAGUGCUUAAAGGAAAUCUGGGAAAUGAAGGAAACCACUAACUUACACAUAAGUAGACACAGUAGAGAAAUUAAAACACUUCAUGGACUAGUACCCAUAAUUAAUUGAAUAUCACACGCUGAUAUACAUUGUGUGGUUUGUUUGGGUUUUUUUUAGGUUAUUUAUUGACAUUUAAUUUUGACGCCAAGUUCAUACGUUGCACUGAAGUGCAGCACUUGUAUUAUGAGGAAGAAUUCUAUCAGUUUCACUCACAGCUGGGAGAAAACUAGGCUAUACGUUACAGAGCACCACCAAGUGCCUUGCUCAAGGGCACGUUGAUUAAGUAGUUUACCGGAGAGAAAGGGACACAUGCACACAGCUAGCAAUUCAGAGAGACUAGGGCAGCGUAUUUUUUUUUAACUUAAACCAUAAUGCUCAAGCUUUCUUCUUGGGGUUUGUAUUCCUCUGGUGUAAAUGAAGCAAGCUGAAAGACUGUGAAAGUAUACUUUAAAUGUAAUUAGCUAAAUCUUUCUACCUAUUAACUGCCAAGUGUUAACAGCCUGUGCCUAUAAUAUUAUAAGUGGCUUGCCAGUUCUGUGCUAUGGUACUAUGUUUAUGCAAUCACAACUUGUGCAUUUAUGCAUUGCUUUGUGCAGGCAAGAUCUAGAAGUGGACAGUGUAGGUGAACUGUGCAGAGAUAUCGCUUUUAAAAAUCUGCACAAGCACUGCAACGGCAACACGCACGUGCGUGCAUGCAUACAAGACAAUAAUGCGUAAAACUAUUUCCCUUAAUCAUAUUUUAGUCUUUGCCUCGUUCACCUAGUUUAUCAGCUGCAAACCACAAUAAGCAUCCUGCUAAUCAUGCUCACAAAACCUUUCAAAUCCAAAGUGAUUAUGAAAGUUUGUACUGACCACUUGCAAACUGACAUGUAUGUAGCUGCGAGCAUUCCUCCCCAAGAAAAGCUCAGUUAUAUAUUGUUGCUUAAUAAGUUAGAUAUCUUUAUAAUGUUUACAAUAAAUUUGUCCUGGGAAUUGGGGGAUUUUUGCAAUACAAUCAGAAUCAGAAUACUUUAUUAAUCCCGAAGGAAAUUAGGGUUACAGCAGGCAGCACGCUAAUGGCGCAUGCGCACAAUGUGGGUGAAAUCAAUCUGAAUCUGAACAACCUCCAUUUGGCAGCCUCCAAAUGAGCUUUUCUCACCAUAACACAAAUGUAUUCUACAGAGCAAAGGAAGCACAUCCAGCAUAGAAAUACAUCGUUAAUACAGAUAAGUGGAUAGAUGAGUCAGAUAAUAUAUGCCUUUUAAUCUGACAAUCUCAUAGCAAUGCAAGAGCCAUAAAAUGAUUUUUUUUAAUGGGAAUCUGAUAAAUAUGUGCCACUUCUCUCUAUCUCGCCUUUAUAUCUCAGCAUUAUGUCGUUGCAGCCUGGCGCGAAUGAUCCCAGCGAGUCCUUGCUGUUGCAGAAAAGUCUUAAUAUAUUGACUGUUGCUGUAAAAUUACAAGCAUAUAUAUUUUGCGUCAUUAGUAGUAGCCACAAUAUAUUGCUGCUCAGUGCAUGUAUAUUUCCCGCAUUGAGCCUUACUGUGGUGUCAGUCGAGAGAGCGCAACGAUCAUUAUAACAUGUACGUAAGUGUUUUGCAGGCGACGUCCGUAAUCAGUAGCAUUGUAACGUGACCGUUUCGCCCCGAGAAUCUUUCACAGUGUUUACACUCAUCCAAAGACCCCCAGAAGGCUCUCUGACUUUAUGAAGGAAGAUCAGAUCAUGGGAAAAGCACUGUUUUGAUCCUGUAUCAGUUGUACCAUGGUGAUUUUUAAAAGUGUACAAACUGAAAUGUGGAAAAAGGAAAAAAAGGAAGAAAAAAAAAGUUAAAUCUGUUAAAGUGUUUUUUAAAGGUUACAGUACGAUAGAAAUAUUUGGGAGGUGCUUCUUUUCUUCAAGCUGUGCAAAUGUUUACUACAUUUCAAAUGUUAUUUCAAGCUUAUAAAUGUUACAGACACUUUAGAAGAAGCACUUUGUACACGUACAAUAUAUAUCUGAUGUAGACAUAUUUUGUAUCAAGUGAGUGAAAAAAAACAGCGCUAUAAACUAGUAUUAUAUAUUUUCUAGUCAGCAGAGUAAUCAGAAAGUGAGGAACAGUAUCAGUGUCGAUAAGCUUCAGUUUUGUUUAAAGAACGUAUUUUACACAGAUUGCUUUUAACAGAUUACUAGAAAGAUGUAUUGUAAUGGAGUAUUUAAUAUUUGCUAUAAGAUUUAUAGAUAGAUAAAUGCAGAUUUUUAAUGAAGUCAUAUCAAAAAAGAGGCAGAGUGAAUAGGUAUAUUGUAACUCUGUGCUCGGACUUUCCUCCCGCUAUGUGAUUUCAGCAUUUCAUUAUUUGAAAGUGCAUUUUUUGACGGGGGUAAAAUAUUUUAUAAUGAUGCCUUUUAGCCCCCAGCCUGUCAGUCCAAGUGUGGCUUUUGUCGUUCUACAGUGUCUGGAAGUAGUUUUGCUGGAAUCUGUGCUGGUUGUUGCUCGUUAUCAAGCAAAGAGCACCGAGCCACACAUUUUUCAGCUUGUUGAGGAAACACUUUCAUUCUUGACUUGAGUACAGCGGUAUACAGUCUGAUUUUUAAUGACCUUCAGUGGUUUCACUCUCUUUCCUUCCAUGUGCUAUUUAUUUGUCUGCCCCACCACCUUAGCCAAAUUAACUGUGAAUGGUGCUGCAUGAGUAAUAUUUUCGCUGCAGUGUUGUCAUCUUGAUUAAUAAAGCUGGAAAUGUUCUGCAUGCCAAAAUCAGACCCAUCACCAUUGUGGUCUCAAGUAUGACGUUUCGGUUUGCAUUGGCUUGUUUUCUUCAUAUUUUGACACAAACCCCUCACACCCACCCCCUCCGUCCUUGGAGCCGCUGUCCUUGUCUGUUGGCUGCUGUUUUACUCGGGGCUAAGAACUUGUUUGUGAUGUUUAUUUGAUAUUGUUCUCUUGCCAAUUGAGCCUUUCUGAUGUUGUAUAUGUGAUCAAUAAGCUCUCGACAAGUUACAAAAUAAAUAUACAGCAUCUUGGUCAUUAUUUUUGUCGUGUUGUCUUCAAGAAUGAAAAAAUAAAAACGUUUUCAAAGGCAAAUCUAACUGCUAAUGCUGUUUACGAAGCGCCUUUCUAAGCUGCAUUUAACUCCAUCUCCAAUUUGUACGCUGUGUGUUGGACCAGUUAUUUUAUUUUCAACUAAUCUAGCGUUUUAAAUGCAAACGUAAACUAGACAAAUUAGAUUUCCCCGAGUUAUCGAGAUCGUGUUACUUAUUAUAGAUAAUUUACAACAGUGUUUAUGACUAAUUCCGUUUCAAGAUGCAGCUCAACAAGCUCUUCACAAGACCUCCCAAAACCACUGCCAGCUGUGUCAUUAAAAGUAUAAUAGCAUUGAAAGUGCAUACUGCACAGUAAAGGUCAGCUCAGAUCAGCACUGAGUGACAGAAGAAGGCUGUUAAUGAAGAAAAUUUGCUGCCCAAUGUGGUCUUAGAGUUUAAAUGCAAACAGAUUUCCGUGUGUGUGUCUGACAGAGAUGAACACUGGAAUUACAUCCGUGUAUGUGUGGCAGUUGGAGUGGGAAGAAUGUGCGCUUGUUUGUGAGAAACACAGAGGAACUUUGUGCGAAUGAGUUCACAAGCGUGUGAGUCUCUGUCGCUGCCGGUAUAAAUGGAGAGAAAACGGCUGCAGGAAACGUUGUGCAUCCGUGCAUCGAGGGGAAAGCAUAUCGGACAAUUAAGACAGGCUGUGUACUGCCCAGCUCUGUGUGGGGCUGAUUGAAUCAGAGAGACAGCCACUCACAGCUCUUUGUCUCAGGACAUUGCAGGUAAUUACCCAUAAGUCACUGUUCCUCUGUAUUGGAUCUUCAGCCCAAUUACGCCCACACAAGCAGUCCACCUCAGCUUCAUUUAUUACCUCCGGUUGCUUGUUGACCUUUUCAGACACACAGUCCAACAGGCAAUUCAGCUAUAACACUGAACAGAAGCUGGUGUGCUUUAAGUCUUUGAGAUAAUUUCACAGAUUUUGGAGCUGGACACUGGCAUCAUUACACCAAUGUUAGUAUAGAAAGAUGAGCUUAAGGUGCCCCUCUUCUAGAUGACACUUCUGUUAAUGUUUGUUGCAUCUAAAGCUAUUUUAAUAACAAGCAAACAGUCAUACAAUGCCAAACCAACAAGAACUCAUCAGUGCAAUCACUAUAAACCAGAAAUGUAAGCGUGUCAUCAGCAUGUGCAAGCAAAGUGUUUUCCUUUAGCCAAAUAAAUAAUUGCAUAACAUAAACUGGGAGUGCGAUGUGUGCUUUGCUUCUGCACAUUUGUCGAUAUGUUGCAGGAAACUAGAAACAGACACUUUGAUCCUUGAAAAUGUGAGAGUAACCCAAUAACCUAAGAAGUCCCUUUAUUUCAUUGUAUGAAAUGUAUGAAAAAUGCUAAUUUGGGAGGAUUUGUCAGUGAAUUUGUCAAUUAAAGGCUCUAUCAAAUCUGUAUGAAUGGAAGGGCUUCAACAGUAUACACAUCAGCUCGAUGGCUCAAUGGUGGUGUAGUGGUGGUUUAUUGUCUAGAUCUUUAUCGCCACCUGCUGAUACAUAUUUGGGAAAACAGUGAAAACACUUUUUACAGAAAUCAUCUCCAGAUCAUCUAAAGGGAAAAAGUAUCUACUCACAGAUUUCUGAGUUGCUGAAACAUUAAAUCCCACUCUCUAAAUCAGGAACUCCUCAGUGUCCUGAGCCAGCUUAUCAACUUUAUGACAGUUUUCAUCUAGUCGGAGACUAUUUGUGUGUGUGUGUGUGUGUGUGUGUGUGUGUGUGUGUGUAGUGGUAACCACAGAUAACAGGGGAUAAACGGAUAAACAUGACUGCAUCAGAAAUAUCAUUACUACAUUAUUACAUAACAAGAAACUUUAAUAGAGUAUGUUCAUACUAGCGCUUUGGGUGCCUUGAAAAGCGCUAUAUAAAUCCAAUCCAUUAUUAUUAUUAUUAUUACUUGUUUGUGGAAUGAUAACAUUUAAGAAUUUCCCAAUCAUUUCAACAGUGAUUUUUAACUGUUUUAGGCUAAUAGGCUAAUGUGUUUAAUAGUAUUAUUUACCUAUAUUUUCUUAUAAAGCGAUGUUUAUUUGUAUCAUAAUUUCCAUAAUAAAAUUACUUUUACUAGGUAAUGUUUUAUGUGACAUCUAGUAUCUUCACUUUUCCAUUUUCCCUUGAGCUUUGUAAAGGUGGGUACCCUCUGGAUGGGCCUCCUGUCCAUUACAGGAUUAACACAGACAACCAUACAAUCAUAAAAAUACUCUCACAUUUAAACCUACCUGGCAGCACCACUCAUAUUUGAGCUGAGAGAGGAAGGCAGUGAGAAUAUUUCCAUUUCCUAUGGAAAUGAGGAAAGCCAGAUAUCACACCAUUUUAGCAGACUUCCUUUUUUAUUCAUGUUUCAGUAAAUAGUCCAUUACUUCUUCUAGUGAGAGAAUCGUUUCCUUAUGUUGUAAAUUGCCCACAUGAAGGUGUAAGGAAGAUCAAUGUUUUUUUUUUUAAUGUAUGAGCACUGUUUUGAUGUAAACAGUAUCAGCUGUGACUACUGAAUUAAAUGGGACAGGAUACUAUAUUGCAGCUAAUAUGAUCCCCCUCAUUCACAUGUAAUAUAUACACUGAAAGAAAAAAAGAAGAUACUCGAAAACUAGAAGAGUAAUUGAGCCAUCUUUAUUCAACUCUCAUUUUUCACCUUGCAUACAAUUCCAAUACAGUUCUCUGUCCGAUCUUCAGGUUUUCAGGGUGACUGAUGUCUUCCCACUGAAACCAUCACUAAGAACAGAGCGUAUUCAAACAGUCAUUCAUUGCUUUACUCUCGUUUUCCUUGCUGUCUUCCUGAACUUCAAAAAAAAAGAAAAGAAAAGAAGCCUUGUAGCAAUGUGUGAACUCUGAAGGCUAAAUACCAAAUUUGGUAAAAAGAAAAGUGAAAGAAUAAAUUGUACUGUUAGUACUCAAAAUUUGAAGAUUUUCUCUUAUGGAAAAAGGUCACACCUGAGAUAUGUUAAAGCUUGUGCACAAAACAUGUGUUAGUUACUGCUGUUAUAUAUGUACUUAAGAAUGAUAAUCGAUAGAAUGCCCCACAAAAAAAUGAUUGGUCUAUAGUUUUUAGAUUUAUUUAAAUGUCUUUUAGGGGGUUUCCUCAGUAAUGGAUCAGUGCUAUUGGACUUCCCUAAUAAAAA